Messenger RNA from Nycticebus coucang (slow loris), 3695 nucleotides. RefSeq names its product OPA1 mitochondrial dynamin like GTPase (gene OPA1). Gene Ontology annotation, cellular component: microtubule; mitochondrial membrane; cytoplasm. Gene Ontology annotation, molecular function: GTP binding; GTPase activity; microtubule binding. The transcript has 31 exons. The record is from RefSeq and is a predicted model, not a curated record. Gene Ontology annotation, biological process: mitochondrial fusion. The coding region runs from base 194 to 3238 and encodes 1014 amino acids. Lineage: Eukaryota; Metazoa; Chordata; Mammalia; Primates; Lorisidae.
GGACUGAGUACGGGUGCCUGGUAGGCUUUUGCGGAAGUCCCUGCGCCAUUGGGAGGGCCUCAGCGGCUGCUCUGUGUCCUUGUUACUGAGAGUCUCUUUCUGGGUCAUUCCUAAGAGCAGGAGCCGGACUGGGGCUUAUAAGGUGGCUCCCGCGUGGCCGUCUCGGCACCUGUGGGACUUCCCCGCUGGCGGGAUGUGGCGACUACGUCGGGCCGCCGUGCCCUGUGAGGUCUGCCAAUCCUUAGUGAGACAUAGCUCUGGAAUAAAAGGAAAUUUACCACUACAAAAACUGCAUCUGGUUUCACGAAGUAUUUAUCAUUCACGUCAUCCAACCUUAAAGCUUCAAAGACCCCAAUUAAGGACAUCACUUCAGCAGUUCUCUUCUCUAACUAACCUUCCUUUACAUAAACUAAAACUUUCUCCAAUUAAAUAUGGCUACCAACCUCGCAGGAAUUUUUGGCCCGCAAGAUUAGCUGCACGACUCUUAAAACUUAGGUAUAUCAUACUGGGAUCUGCUGUUGGGGGUGGCUAUACUGCUAAAAAGACUUUUGAUCAGUGGAAAGAUAUGAUACCUGAUCUUAGUGAUUAUAAAUGGAUUGUGCCUGACAUUGUGUGGGAAAUUGAUGAGUACAUCGAUUUUGAGAAAAUUAGAAAUUCCCUUCCUAAUUCAGAAGACCUUGCAAAGUUAACACCUGACUUUGACAAGAUUGUUGAAAGCCUCAGCUUACUGAAAGACUUUUUCACCACAGGUCACAAAUUGGUUAGUGAAAUCAUAGGAGCUUCUGACCUUCUCUUGUUAGGUUCACCUGGAGAAACAGCAUUUAGAGCAACAGAUCAUGGAUCUGAAAGUGAUAAGCAUUAUAAAAAGGGUCUGCUUGGUGAGCUCAUUCUCUUACAACAGCAAAUUCAAGAGCAUGAAGAGGAAGCACGCAGAGCUGCUGGCCAAUAUAGCACGAGCUAUGCCCAACAGAAGCGCAAGGUGUCAGACAAAGAGAAAAUUGACCAACUUCAAGAAGAACUUCUACAUACACAGUUAAAGUAUCAAAGAAUCUUGGAACGAUUAGAAAAAGAGAACAAAGAAUUGAGAAAAUUAGUAUUGCAGAAAGAUGACAAAGGCAUCCAUCAUAGAAAGCUUAAGAAGUCUUUGAUUGACAUGUAUUCUGAAGUGCUUGAUGUUCUCUCUGAUUAUGAUGCCAGUUAUAAUACACAAGAUCAUCUGCCACGAGUUGUUGUAGUUGGAGAUCAGAGUGCUGGGAAAACAAGUGUAUUGGAAAUGAUUGCUCAAGCACGAAUAUUCCCAAGAGGAUCUGGAGAGAUGAUGACACGUUCUCCAGUUAAGGUGACUUUGAGUGAAGGUCCUCAUCAUGUGGCCUUGUUUAAAGAUAGUUCUCGGGAGUUCGAUCUUACCAAAGAAGAAGAUCUUGCAGCACUAAGACAUGAAAUCGAACUCCGAAUGAGGAAAAAUGUGAAAGAAGGCUGUACUGUUAGUCCUGAGACCAUAUCCUUAAAUGUAAAAGGCCCUGGGCUACAGAGAAUGGUGCUUGUUGACUUACCAGGUGUGAUUAAUACAGUGACAUCAGGCAUGGCUCCUGACACAAAGGAAACUAUUUUCAGUAUCAGCAAAGCUUAUAUGCAGAAUCCUAAUGCCAUCAUUUUAUGUAUUCAAGAUGGAUCUGUAGAUGCCGAACGCAGUAUUGUUACAGACUUAGUCAGUCAAAUGGAUCCUCAUGGAAGAAGAACCAUAUUUGUUUUGACCAAAGUAGACCUAGCAGAGAAAAAUGUAGCCAGUCCGAGCAGGAUUCAGCAGAUAAUUGAAGGAAAACUCUUCCCGAUGAAAGCUCUAGGUUAUUUUGCUGUUGUAACAGGAAAAGGAAACAGCUCCGAAAGCAUUGACGCUAUUAAAGAAUAUGAAGAAGAAUUUUUUCAGAAUUCAAAACUUCUAAAGACAAGCAUGUUAAAGGCACACCAAGUGACUACAAGAAAUUUAAGCCUUGCUGUAUCAGACUGCUUUUGGAAAAUGGUACGAGAGUCAGUCGAACAACAGGCUGAUAGUUUCAAAGCAACACGUUUUAACCUUGAAACUGAGUGGAAGAAUAACUAUCCUCGCCUACGAGAACUUGACCGGAAUGAACUAUUUGAAAAGGCUAAAAAUGAAAUCCUCGAUGAAGUAAUCAGUCUGAGCCAGGUUACACCGAAACAUUGGGAGGAAAUCCUUCAGCAGUCUUUGUGGGAAAGAGUAUCUACUCAUGUGAUUGAAAACAUCUAUCUUCCAGCUGCACAGACCAUGAAUUCAGGAACUUUUAACACUACUGUGGAUAUCAAGCUUAAACAGUGGACUGAUAAACAGCUUCCUAAUAAAGCAGUAGAGGUUGCUUGGGAGACCCUACAAGAAGAAUUUUCCCGCUUCAUGACAGAACCCAAAGGGAAAGAGCAUGACGAUAUAUUUGAUAAACUCAAAGAGGCUGUUAAGGAAGAAAGUAUUAAACGCCACAAGUGGAAUGAUUUUGCAGAGGACAGCUUGAGGGUUAUUCAGCACAAUGCUUUGGAAGACCGGUCCAUAUCUGACAAGCAGCAGUGGGAUGCAGCUAUUUAUUUCAUGGAAGAGGCUCUUCAGGCUCGUCUCAAAGACACUGAAAAUGCAAUUGAAAACAUGAUAGGUCCAGAUUGGAAAAAGAGGUGGUUAUACUGGAAGAAUCGAACCCAAGAGCAGAGUGUUCACAAUGAAACCAAGAAUGAAUUGGAGAAGAUGUUGAAGUGUAAUGAAGAGCACCCAGCUUAUCUGGCAAGUGAUGAAAUAACCACGGUCCGAAAGAACCUUGAAUCUCGAGGAGUGGAAGUGGAUCCAAGCUUGAUUAAGGAUACUUGGCAUCAAGUUUAUAGAAGACAUUUUUUAAAAACAGCUCUAAACCAUUGUAACCUUUGUCGAAGAGGCUUUUAUUACUACCAAAGGCAUUUUGUAGAUGCUGAGUUGGAAUGUAACGAUGUGGUCUUGUUUUGGAGAAUACAGCGCAUGCUCUCUAUCACUGCGAAUACUUUAAGGCAGCAACUUACAAAUACUGAAGUUAGGCGAUUAGAGAAAAAUGUUAAAGAGGUACUGGAAGAUUUUGCUGAAGACAGUGAGAAGAAGGUUAAGUUGCUCACUGGUAAACGAGUUCAGCUGGCUGAAGACCUCAAGAAAGUUAGAGAAAUUCAAGAAAAACUUGAUGCUUUCAUUGAAGCUCUUCAUCAGGAGAAAUAAAUUGUUACUAAAAUCCUACUCAUAAUAUAAUCGCCUCUGCAUACAUCUGAAGAAGAAAAGUUUAAAGUCUUUUGUCCUGCCUCUUUCUCUUCUGCUCUCCCACCUUUCUAAACAUACAAUAAAGUCAUGAGAUAAAAAUAAUUGAUGCGUGUUACAGGCAUUUUAACCAUCAGCUGCCUUUUGAGUGAAGAACAGUGGUAAUGGCAUUAACAUCCUAUUUUCGUUGUACAGAAAUGAUAAAUUGGGAUAAUAUAAUUGUCAUGCCAUUAGGUUCAUUUCUUGAAGAUAAGAAACUUGCUGUCUGCUUGAUUCACUUGUGGUGGCACUAAUUUAAUUCAUUAAAUCAUGUUAUUCAGUGUCAGUUUCUCUUCCAGAAAUAUAAUGCUAGGUGUCUUGAAAUAAAACUUAUAGCAAUUUUUGAAAGUUGUCCAUUGUAUAUAAAAUGAUAGUAGCCCGC